GCCCAGGGCAUUUUGGUGGUAAUGCAGAACCUCAAGGACUUCACUGCAAAUUUCCCAAAUGUUCUCCAAAGCCCUAAACUAGGGUUUUUACUCCAAACGCAGAGGUCUCCAAGUUCUCAAAAUUCGCCAUCAAUAAUGGCGGAAUCAAUUUGCAGAACCCUCCGAGAUGGAUCUCUAGAAGGAGAGCAUGCACCAGCUCUCACUAUCAAAGAUACUGCUGCUUCUCCAUUCGGGUUUGACGUCUUUGCUUAUGUGCUCUCCCAAUUAUCCUCUUUCAUUUUGGCAGGAAAAUCCCAGUCUCGAGUUGUUGUAGUUGUCGCGUUUACACGAAGCCCAUCGUUUUAUGUAGACUUGUUGAAGAGGAGAGGACUAGAUGUUACUUCCUUUCAUAAAUGGAUUCAGAUUUUGGAUUGUUAUACGGAUCCUCUUGGGUGGAAGGGUAAGCUUGUGGAGUCUGGAAAUGCUAUGUGUAUAUCUGAUGAAGCUUCUAGCGUGACUCACCUUUGUAAGGAUGUGAGAGAUUUGGACAACUUAUACUCUUUGAUUCUUGAAUUGGGGAAAGGAUUGGCUGGACAGGGCAAAGCUCAUUUUUCAGUUGCCAUAGACUCGGUAAAUGAAAUGUUAAGACACGCUUCUCUUUCAAGAGUUGCAGGCCUUUUAAGCAACCUUCGUAGUCAUGAUCAAAUAUCUUGCAUCUAUUGGUUGCUACAUUCAGACCUUCAUGAAGUGAGGGUGACAUCUUCUGUUGAAUAUAUGUCCUCUAUGGUGGCCAAUGUGGAACCACUAAAUCCAUCUGCUAGUGGGCAGAGAUGGGAUUCGGAAAAUGUCUCUCUGUUGAAACAGAAUUUCCAGAAAGGAAAGCUUAAUGUCAGAUUCAAGCGCCGAAAUGGGCGUGUACGCUUGAUGUGUGAAGAAUUUCAUAUCGAGCAGUCAGGAAUUAAUUUUACACCUGUUUCAUCUGAAGAUGGAACUAUUAAUCAAGGCCUUUUGCCAAAGGUGCAGUUUAGCCUGCAGCUGUCAGAGAAGGAGCAGACCGAAAGGGCUAAGGUUUUACUCCCUUUUGAGCACCAAGGAAAUGGCAAACCCAUACAAAUUUAUGAUGGUCGAAGAUCUCUCGAGGAUAACAAAAAUGAGGCAACACUUGCGUCAACUGGGAAUUUGCAAAGAAAUGAGGCCUCUGGUGAGGGUGAGAUAAUAUAUUUUCGUGACUCAGAUGAUGAGAGGCCAGACUCAGAUGAGGAUCCAGAUGAUGAUUUGGAUAUAUAAUGGGUGUGAAAUCUUAUUAAUGCCAGACUGCCAAAAAUUGUAAAUUAUAGCUUCUUAUAUUUGUUUGGUUGAUUUUUUCACAUACCUUUGAACGUGAAUCAACUUUUACGAUCAAAAUAUGAAAGCCAGUAAACCCACUUGACAUUAGGAAUUGGAUAUCCUACAACCCUAAAUUCUGAGUCUCUGCACGCCAUCUCUUUCAUGUGUAGGACCGAAGCUUACCUUUGUACUAGACAUUGGCAUGGGUUCCCACCAAUCCAAUAUUAAGACCUCUAAUA
Molecule: messenger RNA, 1544 nt
Organism: Hevea brasiliensis (rubber tree)
Lineage: Eukaryota; Viridiplantae; Streptophyta; Magnoliopsida; Malpighiales; Euphorbiaceae
Product: elongator complex protein 5
Exons: 10
Coding region: 22-1266 (414 amino acids)
Biological process (GO): tRNA wobble uridine modification
Cellular component (GO): elongator holoenzyme complex; cytosol; nucleus
Molecular function (GO): tRNA binding
Source: RefSeq, a predicted model, not a curated record